Molecule: messenger RNA, 2709 nt
Organism: Amyelois transitella
Lineage: Eukaryota; Metazoa; Arthropoda; Insecta; Lepidoptera; Pyralidae
Gene: L
Product: zinc finger protein 423 homolog
Exons: 8
Coding region: 1-2709 (902 amino acids)
Biological process (GO): regulation of transcription by RNA polymerase II
Cellular component (GO): nucleus
Molecular function (GO): RNA polymerase II transcription regulatory region sequence-specific DNA binding; DNA-binding transcription factor activity, RNA polymerase II-specific
Source: RefSeq, a predicted model, not a curated record
AUGAUCAUGCUAUUCAAGGGUAAUAGCAGCAGGCUGGAGCAUCUCAUAGAGAAGAUUCAGGCCAACAAGGAGAACCACGAAGUCACUACUGACGAUAUAAAAGAGGCGCUGGGCAGCGUGGGCAGUACGGCGGGCAGCUCGUGGCCGUCAUCGACGCCGGAGCCGUCGCCGUCCCCCGCCUCUACGCCGACGUCGGCCGACGCCGCCGACCCCGACGCCGACCCGCCGUUCACACUUGGUGUCACAGAACAUACGCCCUACCAGUGCCAGUUCUGCGAUAAGGCGUUUCCGCGGUCAUCAUAUUUGAAGAAACAUGAACAGACCCACUCGGAUCAAAUGCCUUUCCGCUGCGAGUUCUGCGCGCGUCUGUUCAAGCACAAGCGUUCGCGAGACCGCCACGUGAAGCUACACACUGGGGACCGCAAGUACCGAUGUGCGCACUGUCCAGCGGCCUUCUCUAGAAGCGAUCACUUGAAGAUUCACAUGAAGACACAUGAUAACCAGAAGCCGUUUCAAUGCACGGUCUGUAACCGCGGCUACAACACUGCCGCGGCCCUCACAUCUCACAUGCAGGGUCACAAACGCGACCGGGAAGGCCGUGAACCUGAUCGUCGGAGGGCGCUGAGGUGCUUGCGAUGUGGAGAGGCCUUCCGUAGACCCGACCUUUUACAGGCUCACAUGGCUAGUGCUCAUGGUGUGGAAACAGCAGCAAUGACUCCACCUCGACGUGUAGCUUCUCAACCGCCGCCAACUCUUCUAGCAUGCAUAUACUGCACACGCGAUACAUUCACCACCAUGGAGCAAUUACAGUUACACGUUAGAGCUGCUCAUUCUGCGUUACUGAAUGGUGAAACACCACAAACUGUAGAUCAACCAGCGCCUACAGAUCUCAGCAGGCGAGCUACAGAAGAUAUGCCAGUGGUAAAGAGGCCUCGUUCUGGAUCGGGAACACCGCAGACUGCAUUAUCGCCAAGUACUUUAUUAUGUAACCAAUGCGGUGCGGCAUUACCUGAUUUCGAAGCGUUCCGAGCCCAUUUGAAAGGCCAUUUGGAAGAAGGAGGAGAACUUAAUCGCUCAAGUCCAACUCCGUGUGUUCAUUGUGGUGCAACCUUCGCCGACGCUGCAGCAUCUGAGCGUCAUCUUGCGUCAUACUACUUGGCCGUUUCUUGUGAAUACACAUGCCAUAGCUGCAGUAGAAGCUUUUCCUCGCCAGAUGAAUUGCAAAAACAUCUUCUCGAUAUGCACUCUCAACAUUUAUACCGCUGUUCUCUUUGCAAGGAAAUAUUCGACUCAAAGGCGGCAAUACAGGUCCAUUUCGCAGUAGCCCACAGUGGUGAGAAUAAAGUGUGGAUGUGUCGGUCUUGCGGUGCGGGCGGCGGCGCGCUUCGCAGCGAGGCGGCCGCCGCGGCGCACGUGCGGACACGGCACGCCCCGCCGCGCUGCGCGUGCGGCGCCGUGUUGGCCGGCAACGUCAGGCCGCCACGGGCCUUCCGCUGCCCGGUGCCCGCUUGCACAGACACUUUUGCGGUUCAGUACCUUCUGGAGAGACAUAUGCAGGCCCAUCACGCUAUACCUCAGGCGCUCAACGGCGACAUGAGCAGAGUGAAACGCGUAGAAAACAACAAUACUGCCGAAGGGGCAGACGGAGCUUGUUCUCCUUGCACCACUGGAGAGAAUGCUGGAGCAAACGCCGGUGAUGAGCGAAGAAGAAAAAAUGGAGUGGUCGCGUUACAAUGCGCCUAUUGUGGGGAACGUACAAGGAGUCGCGCGGAGCUUGAAGCGCAUACUAGAGCGCACUCCGGCGCCGCGGCCGCUAGGCAUAAGUGUCUCAUUUGCGAUGAGGUCCUCCCAUCUGCUGCUGUAUUAGCGGAGCAUAAGCUCACGCACUGCAAGGUGGUUGCAGGGGAUAUAUGUGCUAGAUGUCGCGCGCGUCUUCCGUCUGAAGAGUCGUUCUUAACCCACAUGGCACGACACCACCCUGCUCUGCCCGCUCCCUGUGUCAUCUGCCGGCAAACCCUCGCAUCGGAGGCCGAAGCACGUCUGCAUGCACGAUUCCACCUCCGCCCUUCUGAAGACGAGCAGAGAUGCGCCAUAUGCCUUCGAGCUCUACCCGAUACAGAAGCCGGUGAUGGGGCCCGCGCUUGCGCCGACUGCUAUGCUCGCCAUGCUGGCCCUAGACCUCCUCCUCCAGCUGACAAUGACUGCCGACUCUGUCGUCGGGCACUCGGCUCUCCUACUAGACUACAAGCACAUUUGAUCGAGCACACCUUCGCUGGAAUUGAUACUUUUACUUGCUACUUAUGCCGAGCUGUAUUCACCAGUGCUGCAGGAUUGCAGCGUCAUCUGCCAGAACACGCUGACGUGCCGAGGCCGUUUGACUGCGGCCGUUGCGGAAUGAAGUUUUUCUUCCGCGCGGAAAGGGAUAAUCAUGCCUUUGUACACCUUGAGGAGGCCGAGUUUGCACAAAGGGCAUUUUACGAAGCGUACGCUAGGGGAGCUGUAUCCGCGUGGGCUGCGCUUGCGCCGCCAGAUGCUCAACAAGUCGUCACGCCGCCAACAACGGUGGACGUCAAACAGGAACCAGAGGUGAAGGAAGAACGGAACACAGACGAGUAUAUUGAAGUAUCUUCCCCUCCUCCUCCGCCACCGGCCCCAGCCGCCCCGUCGCCUUCUCCCGUAGUAAAACAGGAGAAGCCCGACGAAGACUGA